AUGGGCCUCAUCCCCUUCAGCUGGCUGCCCAUGGAACCCGCCGCCGCUGCCACGUUCACCGGCGGCAUUCCGCCACCGUUCCCCGCCGCAGCGGACAACGGCGCCGCGUACUGCAUCGACCCGACGACCCUGCUUGCGUCCCUCCUGCCGCCCGGCAGGCAGCCUGCUGUCCCAGCCGCCGCGGAGGCGGCGAGGCGUCGCCAGGAGGAGGAGGAGGCCGCGGCCAUCCGCCUGGUGCACCUCCUCGUCACCUGCACUGGCGCUAUCCAGGCAGGCGACUACUCGGCCGCGCAUGGCAACCUGGCCGAGGCGCGCUCGAUCCUUGCGGUCAUCGCGAACUCAACCGGGAUGGGCCGUGUCGCGACUCACUUCGCCGACGCGCUCGCGCAGCGCCUCUUCCCGGCGUACCCGAACGCGGCGCCACCUGCUCCACCCCACACCGCGACGGCCGAGCAGUACAGCCACUUCUACGACGCGGGGCCCUACCUUAACUUCGCCUACUCCACGGCGAACCAGGCCAUCCUCGACGCAUUCGAGGGCUGCGACCGCGUGCACGUCGUCGACUUCGCCCUCAUGCAGGGCCUCCAGUGGCCGUCGCUCAUCCACGCCCUGUCCAAGCGCGAGGGAGGGCCACCGCGUCUUCGCAUCACCGGCAUUGGCCCACACCCAACGGGCGCCGGCGACGAGCUCCGCGAGGUGGGCAUCCGCCUCGCCGACUUCGCGCGCUCCCUUGGCGUCCCCUUCUGCUUCCGGGGCGUCUGCGUCGACCAGCUCGACGGGCUGAGCAAGUGGAUGCUCAAGAUCGUCCCCGGCGAGGCACUGGCCUUCAACUCCAUCAUGCAGCUCCACCGCCUCCUCGUCGACCCGGACGCGGACCCGGCGGUGCCCGCGCCGAUUGACAUCCUCCUCGACCUCGUCACCGAGCUGCAGCCCAGGAUCUUCACCGUCGUCGAGCAGGAGGCGGAUCACAACAGGCCGCCACUGCUGGAGAGGUUCACCAACGCGCUCUUCCACUACGCGGCCAUGUUCGACUCCAUGGUGGCCGCGGGCAACCACGCCGCCGGCGGCAGCUCCACCUGCUCGCUCGCGGAGGCGUACCUCAGGAGCGAGAUCUUCGACAUCGUCUGCGGCGAGGGCAGCGCCCGCGCGGAGCGCCACGAGCUGCUGGGCCGCUGGAGGGAGAGGCUCGCCCGCGCGGGGCUGACCCAGGUGCUGUUCGGCCCGAACGAGGUCCGCCUGGCGACGGCGCAGCUGAUUUCCGCGACGUCCUUCUCCGGCGACGGGUACAGCAUCCUGGAGUGCGCCGGCAGCCUCGCGCUUGCGUGGCACGACCGCCCGCUGUACGCGGCGACGGCGUGGCGCGCGGCAGGAGGAGGAAGCGCCGCCAGCGCCGUGGCUCACGACGAGUGGCGCGACGACGGCCGCCGCAGGGCUAGGAACGGUGGCCGCGAGAGCUACGGCUUCGGAAACCUCGCGAUUGUCUAG
Messenger RNA from Setaria italica (foxtail millet), 1485 nucleotides. Its product is annotated as DELLA protein DWARF8. The transcript has a single exon. NCBI's taxonomy places the organism in Eukaryota, Viridiplantae, Streptophyta, Magnoliopsida, Poales, Poaceae. Gene Ontology annotation, biological process: regulation of DNA-templated transcription. Bases 1 to 1485 code for a protein of 494 amino acids. Gene Ontology annotation, molecular function: sequence-specific DNA binding; DNA-binding transcription factor activity. Gene Ontology annotation, cellular component: nucleus. The record is from RefSeq and is a predicted model, not a curated record.